Messenger RNA from Cryptomeria japonica (Japanese cedar), 2653 nucleotides. RefSeq names its product subtilisin-like protease SBT1.8. Gene Ontology annotation, molecular function: serine-type endopeptidase activity. The record is from RefSeq and is a predicted model, not a curated record. The transcript is spliced from 2 exons. Lineage: Eukaryota; Viridiplantae; Streptophyta; Pinopsida; Cupressales; Cupressaceae. The coding region runs from base 178 to 2502 and encodes 774 amino acids. Gene Ontology annotation, biological process: proteolysis.
AGUUUUAGAAUCCUAGCAUUCUCGGGUGGUCCCAAUUUUUCCUCUGCUCAUAGUUUAUUCAUUGCAAGGAGAGUAAACCCAAAGAGUUCUGCAACUAUGGAACUUAAUUCCCGAAUCACUCAUUACAGACUACAUUAAAAAUGUGCCGAGUUUCUCGUAUAAAUUGAGAGCUGGUUGAUGUGGAUUCAGAGCAGAGAUCGAGGUGAAAUGGGCAAGAGCAACAUGAAAUGGGUAUUUGUUUUUGUUGUUUUACUCGCCGUAGAAUUCCCCUUCUCAGCCUCUGAAGUCCCAAGAUUUUCAUACAUUGUUCAUGUCGAUAAGUCGAAGAAGCCCGAGCAAUUCGGGCUUCAUCGGGACUGGUACGUUUCAAUGCUAAACGAGACCAACCAGUCCAUUCUCUAUACUUACGACGUAGUUAUGCAUGGCUUUGCGGCGAAGCUGACAAGCAGAGAGGCAAAAUCCAUGGAGAAAAUGAAUGGCUGCUUGGGCGUGUACCGGGAUUCCCUCAAUCAACUCCAUACAACUCGAACCCCAGAUUUUCUCAAGCUCACUGUUAAUGAUGGCCCCUGGGAAAAAUCAAGCUUUGGAGACAACAUUAUAGUGGGCAUGCUGGAUUCUGGAGUAUGGCCCGAGAGCAAAAGCUUCAGCGGUCGAGGCUUGAGCCAAGUUCCUGCAAAAUGGAAAGGAAAAUGCGAAUCCGGCGAUGGGUUCAAUUCCACCCACUGCAACAGAAAGCUGAUCGGAGCCCGAUUUUUCCUCAGUGGGUACGAGGCCGUGGUGGGACUUAUUCCUGUGGACCAGGAUUACAGAUCUCCGAGAGACGCCGACGGCCACGGAACUCACACAGCCUCCACAGCUGCGGGGUCUGCAGUUCAGGGCGUGAAUCUCCUCGGAUUUGCCCAAGGUACAGCACGAGGAAUGGCCGUGAAAGCCAGAUUGGCAAUCUACAAGGUCUGCUGGCCACAGGGAUGUGCCGACUCCGACAUACUCGCAGGUAUGGAAACUGCAAUUUCAGAUGGAGUCGACGUGCUCUCGCUCUCCAUUGGCGGCGCAAAUGGUCGACCAUACUACAGCGACCCUAUAGCAAUCGGAGCUCUGGAGGCGACUCUCAAGGGCGUUUUCGUAGCUUGCUCCGCUGGAAAUUCAGGGCCCACGCCCUCUGACAUCUCCAACACUGCGCCAUGGAUUGCCACCGUCGGUGCCUCCACAAUCGAUCGUGCAUUCCCGGGGCCCGUUGCUCUAGGCAACGGUAAAACAUACGUGGGUUCUUCUCUCUACAAAGGCAGUCCCGCAGGUAACAAGCAACUUCCCCUGGUCUACGCCUCCAUGGCCUCAAAUAACUCAGCUGCGAAUCUAUGCCUGCCUGGAAGCCUCGAUUCAACGAUGGUCCGCCGCAAAAUUGUGCUUUGCGACCGUGGCGUCAAUGGGCGGGCUGAGAAGGGACUGGUGGUGCAACAAGCCGGUGGCGCCGCCAUGAUUCUGGCCAAUGAGCUUUCCAGUGGAGACGAGCUGACGACCGACUGCCAUCUUCUUCCGGCGACGAUCGUGGGAUUCAGAUCAGGCAAACACAUAAAAGACUACAUCAACAGCACCAGGAAUCCCACCGCCACAAUUCGGCUCGAUGGGUCGACUGUGGUCCGCAAGGUCCGAGCUCCCAUGGUGGCCGGGUUCUCUUCCCGAGGCCCCAAUCCGGUCGUUCCGGAGCUUCUGAAACCGGACCUCAUUGCUCCAGGCGUCGACAUUUUGGCGGCGUGGAGUCGGCGCAAUGCGCCCACAACAUUGAAGUCUGAUAACAGAAGAGUCGACUACAACAUCAUAUCCGGAACAUCCAUGUCUUGCCCUCAUGUUUCCGGCAUUGCAGCUCUCGUACGCAGCGUUCAUCCGACCUGGAGCCCCGCCGCCAUAAAAUCAGCUCUCAUCACUUCGUCUCUGCAAGUUGACAACAUCGGGAAGAGUAUAAGGGACUCUGUGACCAAGAGAAUCGCGAGUCCCUUUGUACUUGGUGCAGGCCAUGUCAAUCCCUCUGGGGCUCUCGAUCCGGGGCUCAUCUACGACCUUGGAAUCAAUGACUACGUUCGGUUUCUGUGCAGUCUCAGUUACAGUAACCAGCAGAUCCGAAUUCUAACAAAGAUGAACUACUCCUGCCCCAAGUUGCCUUCACAGCCCGGGGAUCUCAAUUACCCUUCCUUCUCUGUGAUCUUCAGGCCCCGCAGUUCAGUUCAUGUUACCAGGAGAAUCGUGACCAAUGUUGGCCAAAGCCCUUGUGUGUAUGCUUUGUCCGUUCAGAGUCCUCCCAGCGUGAAUAUAAGUGUGCAGCCCGAGGUGGUGAUAUUCCAGAAGGCUAACCAAAAGGCGAGCUUUUCUGUGAGAUUUGAAAGCAAAAUUGCAUCCAGCGUCAAAAAUGCAGGACGCCAAGAAUUUGGACAGCUGACUUGGAAAUGUAUGAAGGGGGGAUCAUACGUUGUUCGAAGCCCGAUUGCCAUAGUAUGGAAUCUGAACUGAUUGUGAGUGAUGUAACAAGGAUUGGUGUGGGAAUAGAGCCCCCGUCCCGGUUUGCUCUUGUUAUUUAUCUUUUUCGCACUGGAUGUAAGAUCACCUGCAUAGCCGUUUUUUGCAGAGAUUAAAUUAAAAACCAUCGGAAGAAUUAAUGACC